Rotaria sordida is the source of this 786-nucleotide messenger RNA. The record is from the annotation of a GenBank genome assembly. Lineage: Eukaryota; Metazoa; Rotifera; Eurotatoria; Philodinida; Philodinidae.
AUGUAUAAAGCUCUGAUAUUGGUUAUCUUAGUUAUUAUUGGAAUAGCUUCUGCUUCUCGAUCGAUUAAUACUACGCCAAAAAAACUUCGACCACUAAGUCCAAGGUCUAGUCCAACAAAAGCGAACGCUGAUCUUUGUCCAACAUGCAUUGAAGAGGCUGUAGAAAUCAUUAAUAUUUUGCUUAACUUGGUUCUUGAUGAAGGAAUUAUUCAGUCCUGCGAUAUUUUGUGUGGAGCUCUUGCCAAUAAAACUGGUUCGAAAAUUGUUGGUGAUCUCUGUGAUGUUGCAUGUGACGCAUUUGGUAUUGAUGAGUUUGUUAAAUUAAUCAUUAAAGCUGAUAUUAAUCCUAUUUGGUAUUGUGAACUAGCUAAGCUUUGCCCAGUUAAUGACCAUGGUGAUGCUAAAUUUACAAAUUUUGGUAUUGCACCUAAAAGUGCUCCUGAUGGUUCUAAAUUUAUAUUUGAUUGUUCUUUUGUUAGUAUUAAUGGUACGGGUACAGGUACGAUUGUUAUUGACAUGGUUGAUCCUAAAAAUCGAACAAUCUCUAAUCUUUACUGGUUCGAAGCAAGAAAACCUGGAACAUAUCCAGAGAAAAUUGGUCUUCAGACUUUAGUUGAAUUUAAUUGUGAUCCUAUAACAGGUGUUUGUGAUGGUUGGCCAAUAGGUACUUAUAAUGUUACUGCACAAGUAUGCAAUGGAGUAUGUGGUUCAAUUCAUCCACAUACGUCUAUUUAUGAUACAGCUAAAGGCUCAUUUGAACUUACAAAGAAAAAAGUCUUCUUUUAA